AUGUCGGCCAAGUUGAGCGGGUCCUCAGACGAUUCCAAUGGCACCUUGCGAGAAGCCUCGCCUCGUUUGCAGGAGGACGUAAACCAGAGACCGACGAAACGAUCAUUCGCGAGUAACUCCAAGGGAUUCGUUGCGGGCGUGUUCUCCGGCAUAGCCAAACUCUCUGUUGGGCAUCCUUUUGAUACAAUCAAGGUUCGUCUGCAGACCUCAGAAAAAGCAAAAUUUAAAGGACCGUUGGAUUGCGUGUUGCAGACGAUAAGAAGAGAAGGGGUAGCGGGACUCUACAAAGGUGCAACACCACCGUUGCUGGGAUGGAUGGCUAUGGACUCGAUCAUGCUGGGAAGCUUGACGCUUUACAGGAGGCUACUUCAUGAGAACGUUUUCUCCAAUCCAACAUUUCGCCUUGGAAAAUCGGCCGCAGAAUUAGCGAAUGAGAAGUUACCUGCCUUUGGCCAUGGGAUUGCCGGUCUCAUGGCAGGUUCAACCGUCUCCUUCAUUGCUGCCCCUGUCGAGCAUGUCAAGGCCCGAUUACAGAUUCAAUAUGCUGCCAAAAAGAAGGACAGGCUGUAUAGCGGGCCGAUCGACUGCACCAGGAAAAUCCUGCGUUUUCACGGAAUUCCUGGCUUAUACCACGGUCUCUGUGCGACCUUGCUCUUCCGCGCAUUCUUUUUUUGCUGGUGGGGCAGCUAUGACGUUUUAAGCACGCUUUUCAAACAGCAUACCUCACUCUCCACACCUGCUAUCAAUUUUUGGGCUGGCGGCUUGUCGGCACAGGUCUUCUGGCUCACUUCCUACCCCUCGGACGUCGUCAAGCAGAGAAUAAUGACGGAUCCGCUUGGUGGUGGGCUUCAUGAUGGAACUCCUCGGUUUCGACGUUGGAAAGAUGCUGCUGUCACAGUAUACAGGGAGUCGGGUUGGAGGGGAUACUGGAGAGGCUUUGUGCCCUGUUUUCUGCGUGCAUUUCCCGCAAAUGCAAUGGCGCUGGUGGCAUUCGAAGGCGUGAUGAGAGCCUUGCCUGAUUAG
Molecule: messenger RNA, 1023 nt
Organism: Rhinocladiella mackenziei CBS 650.93
Lineage: Eukaryota; Fungi; Ascomycota; Eurotiomycetes; Chaetothyriales; Herpotrichiellaceae
Exons: 2
Coding region: 1-1023 (340 amino acids)
Biological process (GO): transmembrane transport
Molecular function (GO): transmembrane transporter activity
Source: RefSeq, a predicted model, not a curated record